Messenger RNA from Momordica charantia (bitter melon), 1604 nucleotides. Its product is annotated as heterodimeric geranylgeranyl pyrophosphate synthase small subunit, chloroplastic. Gene Ontology annotation, biological process: isoprenoid biosynthetic process. Gene Ontology annotation, molecular function: prenyltransferase activity. The record is from RefSeq and is a predicted model, not a curated record. NCBI's taxonomy places the organism in Eukaryota, Viridiplantae, Streptophyta, Magnoliopsida, Cucurbitales, Cucurbitaceae.
GCCCGCAGUCACCUCCUCUUCCAUGUGCUUAUCCCUCUCACUUCCCAAACUUCCACAGAGACUUAAGACUUCAUUUUUCAACCUGAAGCUUGAGAGAGAGAGAGAGAGAGAGAGAGAGAGAGAGAGAAGGAACUUAGACAAUGGCUUUUUCGAUCAUGGCGGCAUCUUCCAUUAGAGUGCACUUUGGUAGAACGGCACCAAUUCGAUGUUCUUCCUCCUCUCCGUCCGCGGUUUUGACUCGAGCCAAAUCGCUCCAAUUUGAUCUCAAAACGUACUGGAAAAAGCUCAUUUUCGAGACCAAUCAGAAGCUGGAUGAAGCUAUUCUGGUUCAGUACCCCGACGAGAUCUAUGAGGCUAUGCGGUACUCGGUUUUGGCCGAAGGGGCCAAGCGCGCUCCGCCGGUUAUGUGCGUCGCCGCCUGCGAGCUCUUCGGCGUCGACCGCCUCGCCGCAUUCCCCACCGCCUGUGCCCUCGAAAUGGUUCAUGCGGCUUCAUUGAUCCACGACGACCUUCCUUGCAUGGACGAUGACCCCUCACGCCGUGGCCAACCUUCAAACCAUACAGUCUAUGGUGUCGACAUGGCUAUCCUGGCAGGUGAUGCGCUUUUUCCCCUUGGCUUCCAACACAUUGUCUCACACACACCCUCUGAUCUUGUUCCCGAGUCCCGCCUGCUCCGUGUGGUUGCUGAGAUUGCCCGAGCUGUUGGUUCCAGAGGCAUGGCAGCUGGACAGUUUCUCGACCUUGAGGGAGGCCCCAACUCCGUCGAAUUCGUCCAAGAAAAGAAAUUUGGUGAGAUGGGUCAGUGCUCCGCUGUGUGCGGAGGACUUCUAGCAGGAGCAGAAGACCACGAGGUACAGAGAUUGAGAAGGUAUGGAAGAGCAGUCGGUGUGUUGUAUCAGGUAGUUGAUGAUAUUUUGGAAGAACAAACAAAGCAACUCGACGCAACGGAUGAGAGUAGGAGGAGAAAAGGGAAGAGCUACGUCGGAGUAUAUGGGAUUGAGAAGGCUAAGGAGGUGGCAGAGGAGCUGAGGAACAAAGCUAAGAAGGAACUUGAUGGAUUUGAGAAGUAUGGAGACAGAGUAGUGCCUUUGUACAGCUUUGUGGACUAUGCUGCUGAUAGAGGCUUCAGUAUUGAAAGUUCAAGUUAAAACUGGGAGAGGUUAGAAGUCUCUUAAUAUAAACUACAAGUUCUUGAUUUUGCUAGUUUUUAACUAUUUUCUUUGAAGAAUAUCAAGGCAACAGGGACAGGACGGUGACCAUGUUGAUGAAAUCAGAGAGCCUUGACCCAAGAGCUGGAGAAAGAGAUAAGUUCUUAGUAGACCAAAUUAGAAAUUACAUAUUAAAACUUUACUCCGUAAGUUGAUAUUUUUAAACCUGAAAUGUUAAUGUUAUGGAAAUAUCAAAAAUAUUGAAAAGUGCCACAAAAACCAAUUAUAUAAAUAUGAACACAAAAUUAAAAAAAGAAAAGGAGGAACUCUAUAAUUUUUAAUGCCAUUGCCUUGAUGGAUCUCUGAGAGUAACUUGUUUUUAUCUUCUUACUGUCUGGUGUAGAACUCUAAUAUCUUUUUGUUUGUUAAUAUAUUUGCUUUUGGAAGAUUGUAUAA